Molecule: messenger RNA, 2056 nt
Organism: Drosophila persimilis
Lineage: Eukaryota; Metazoa; Arthropoda; Insecta; Diptera; Drosophilidae
Exons: 4
Coding region: 1079-2056 (325 amino acids)
Biological process (GO): regulation of cell differentiation
Cellular component (GO): membrane
Source: RefSeq, a predicted model, not a curated record
UCUUACUCAGCAUAGGUGUGCAGCGGACAAUCCACCCAUCCACAGAGCAGGCAGUCAGAGCAGUAGCAGCACAUCCAGCAGCAGCAGCAUCAGCGCGGCAGCAGACACAUCUGACAGGAGGAGAGUUCAGCCGAAUCGUACAACAAAAAUAAUUAAAUUCACACAGAAACCAGACACCACCACUCUGCUGCCUCUGUCACCAUAACUGAAUUUGUAUCUGUAUCUGUAUUCGUCUCUGUACCUGCAACGCAUCGCAACGCAACGCAUCCCAUCGCAAUGUGCAACUGGCAGUGACUGUGACUGUGACCUGGGCACUGACCAACAAUCCAACUGAUUGACUCGCUGAGUGAUAGGAGGCUAUCCGUAUCCAUUACAUGCCCAUCCAGCGUCGGUUGCACUCCGUGUUUGCUGUCAGUUUCGCCGGACACGGAUGUGGAGGUCCAUCAAUAUCAUCAGCAGCAGUCAAAGCAGCGGAAACCAAGAGGCCAAAAAAGCACAACAAUUGCAAAUGAAAUCUAAUUAGCAAUGUCAGUGUCAGAUCUGCGUUAAUCCAUUAAUUUCCAACCAUCAACAGAAGCAUCCAUUGUCAGAUUAUAUAGAAAAAGGCGUUGCUCCUGGCAUCUCCAGCAUCCAGCGUAUAGCGGGAAAAAACGGCACAAAAUUGGAGAGCGAACAAAAAGAAAUUUCGUCCGAAAGGGAAAGCGAAAGCAGGCAACACUCUUGCGUUUCUGUAUGCCCGUGACUGUCGGUGGCUUUGUAUCUGUAUCUGAAUCUGUGUAUGUGCCUGUGCCUGUGUCUGUGCCUGUGCCUGUGUCGGUGCCUGAGUGAAUUCUGAUAACACGCGCCUGGUGCUGACAUCACUUUCGCUCCUGCUAUUCCAUUGCUAUUGAGCCAUUGAACCAUCCCCAUACCCAUUAUCAUACCCCGAGACCGAGACCCGAGAAGCUGCCAAUCGAAAGACCACAAAAUCAAUUAAACUACAACAAAGCUGCCAAGAGCCAAUUAUACGGAACGGGGAAACGUAAGGGAAACUGAAACGGAAACGGAUACGGAUACUAAGGAAAGGAAGGUAUCAAAGAUGUUCUCCAUGUGCACAAAGGUGAAGUCGGAGAGCGUGGAGCCGGACUGCUCGUUCAUGCAGCAUCCCCAGCAGAUGCAGCUGCAACAGCCACAGGCAAUGGGAACUGGCGGCAAACAGAUCAAGGGCGGCUACCUACUGCGCUACAAAAAGCAAAUGUUCUGGAAUCGCUGGUCCGAGGAGUGGGUGGUUCUGUACGACGACUCAACCAUGGCCUGGUUCACGGAGCCGGGACGCACCUCGCCGUCGGGCAAGAUCCUAGUGAAAGAAGCGCCCGAGAUGCUGGCCAUUGCCCACUGGACUGGACAGAUACCGCGUCGACCGCCGCUACCGGACGGCGUGAAUGUCUCCCAGUUGAUUGCACUCGGAUCGCAGCGGAAGCGGUCCAAGGUCUACUGGAUGCUGGCCAAGUCCGAGCAGGAGGUGAGCGACUGGAUUGAUGCGAUUACGAAGACCCUGCCGCCGCCGCCACAAAUCGAGCUGGUGGUGGACAAGCCGCACCUGAUGAACGUGCUGCGACGCCCAUUGGUGCGCAUUAGACCUGCCACCCAGUCGGAGGUGAAGCACCGCAAGGCAAGCAGCAAGCACCAUGGCUGCACCUCGUCGGCGAUGACCACUAGGCUGUACAAACAGAUCCAGAAUCCACUGGUCAAGAGCGAUGCGGCCGUGGCCAUUCUCAGCAAGAAGCCAGACUCGAAGGCCUCGCUGGCCUGUGCCCUGCCCUGGGGCCAUGGCUGGGGAUGGGCCACGUUGCCGAACGGCGUGUGGAGCGGCGGCCUGACCUGGUCCCAGUGCGAGGACACCUUCACUCUUCACGCCCUGCCCACCACCCACUGCACCAAUCUGAUCGACACCUCAUGCAGCGGCGCCGUGUACCACACCGACAUUGGCGGCUUCGACUUCCAUUCCGGCGGAGUGGACGACAUUGGCGGCGAGGACUUUGACUACGCCAUGGACUGUGGCGAUUUCAUAUUUUAA